AUCUUCACGCCCGAACAGUCCCCAACCCAUCAACCUCUCCCUCUCCUCCACAACUUCCUCCUCCACACACACCCACACGCACACAUACAAAAUGGGCCCCGAAUUACGGAAACGCAAGGCUGCGCCAGCCUCCUCCCCCCAGGCGAAGAAGUCGAAGAAGGAUACUGCCGCCGCUGCGAAGAAGGGGAAGGUCGAGAAGGUCGUCGCUGCUGCCCCCGCAAAGAAGGAGAAGGCCGUCGCUGCCCCUGCAAAGAAGGCCGCCCCCGCAAAGAAAGAGAAGGCCGUCGCUACUCCCGCAAAGGAAGUCGCUGCUGCUCCCGCAAAGAAGCAUGAUGCCGCUGCCGCACCUACAACUAAGGCCCCGGCGGUGAAGAAGGCGAGCGCAAAGAAGCCUGCGAAAAAAGAGGUGAAGAAAGCCAAGGCUGCAUCACCGAUACCAGAGCCAGAACCUGUUGUGGAGGAGAAAGACGCCGAGGAGGAGGAGCAGGAUGACAAUGAGAUUUCGUUGAACGAUGACGGCCCCAACACCGAGUCCGAGGCUGAGUCCGAGGCGGGUGAUCAGACCACAAGGCUGCUACAGGGCUUUGAGAGCAGUGACGAUGAGGAUGAGGAUGCCGCCAAUGGGGAGAGCAUUGAUGCGAAGAAGUUGGCGAAGGCGGGGAUGCCGGAUGAGAAAAAGGUCAAGAAGAAGUUGGAGAGUUUGAAGGGGAGGGAAAGGUCAACGCCCGGCAUAAUCUAUCUCGGUCGUGUCCCCCACGGUUUCUAUGAGCAUGAGAUGCGCUCCUACUUCUCUCAAUUUGGCACAGUAACACGUCUGCGCCUUUCCCGCAACAAGAAGACGGGACACUCAAAACAUUACGCAUUCAUCGAGUUUUCCGAUGACGAGGUAGCACAGAUCGUGGCCGACACCAUGAACAACUACCUGUUAUUCGGCCACAUCCUCAAGUGCAAAACCGUGCCGCGCGACAACAUCGAGUACGUCGAGCAGCUGUUCAAGGGUGCAAACAAGCGCUUCAAGGCGAGGCCCACAGCAAAGAUUGCGAAGGCGCUUAUGGAGAAGAAGAAGCCUGAGGAGGCAUGGGUAAAGAAAGUUGAUGCUGAGAACCGGAAACGGAAGAGGAUCAAUUCGAGACUCCAGGCGAAGGGCAUUGAGUACGAGUUUGAGGCGCCGGCUGCAAAGAAGGCGGAUAGAGUCGAGGCCGAAGUCGUCGUAUAGGGUGGCGAGCUGUGAAACUUCAGUUGAAGGGAGAUAUCCGGGUACAUAUAAUUCAAAUGCGCCGCCUGGUUUUGCAAUAAAGAUGCAGCUUCGUGAC
This is a messenger RNA of Tricharina praecox, 1313 nucleotides long. RefSeq lists its product as uncharacterized. The transcript is spliced from 4 exons. Lineage: Eukaryota; Fungi; Ascomycota; Pezizomycetes; Pezizales; Pyronemataceae. The record is from RefSeq and is a predicted model, not a curated record. The coding region runs from base 92 to 1216 and encodes 374 amino acids. Gene Ontology annotation, cellular component: nucleolus. Gene Ontology annotation, biological process: maturation of LSU-rRNA from tricistronic rRNA transcript (SSU-rRNA, 5.8S rRNA, LSU-rRNA). Gene Ontology annotation, molecular function: RNA binding.